Molecule: messenger RNA, 3800 nt
Organism: Phyllopteryx taeniolatus (common seadragon)
Lineage: Eukaryota; Metazoa; Chordata; Actinopteri; Syngnathiformes; Syngnathidae
Gene: il12rb2l
Product: interleukin 12 receptor, beta 2a, like
Exons: 14
Coding region: 1676-3541 (621 amino acids)
Biological process (GO): cytokine-mediated signaling pathway
Cellular component (GO): signaling receptor complex; external side of plasma membrane
Molecular function (GO): cytokine receptor activity; cytokine binding
Source: RefSeq, a predicted model, not a curated record
ACUACCGGAGACAAAUUCCUUGUAUGUUUUUUUGGACAUACUUGGCAAAUAAAGAUGAUUCUGUUUCUGAUCUCAUCUCAAUUUGCUCACAAAUUAAUUUACCUCGUUCAAAAUCUGGGCCUGUUUAAUUAAUUAACAUGAAAGCUGAUAAGUUUGCUGGAAGCCAUGACAUUCUGUUGUAUGAAUGGCAACAGGUGGACGCACAGGUUUAUUCUACGCCUAGUGGAAUAGGAUUUAAUUGUUCUACCUGUCACUAUAUGUCGUUGGUAUGGAUAGAUAAACAAAGAUGUCUUUGUUAUUAAUAAAUAAUCAUUUUCUGACAAGUUAAUUCAGAUUGGAUAAUUUCCAGUGGCACCUCUAAUGAUUUCUUAUGGCACACUCGUUGGGAAUCACUGCCUUAGUGUACUAUUAUACUGUAACUAUUUCACAUUCUUCCGGGAAAAAUAGCCAUGGGAUAUUGUCAAGUGGGUGGCCGACCUACGUGAAGCGAUGGAUGUAAUGGAACAGAGAUAGUAAUUGCCUUAUGUAGCUGGGAUCAUAUGGUUGAGCUUAGCCCCAGUCUGCAAUUUCUAGUUUAACCACCAAGGGUCGCCAAACCAAAUUGAGAUCAUAAUAAGUGUCAGCCCCAGUUUGCAAUCCCUGGUUUAACCACAAGAGGUCGCCAAACCAAAGUAGAAUUAUGAGUUGCCAGUUCAAGCAAAGAAGUUAAAUGUCCUAAACCUAUUAAACCCCGUAUUAUGGUAAACAAACACAUACUAAAGUCAACCACUUAUAACAAUUGUUUGAUUUAUAUCCUUGAGAUGAUUUUGAUGUUCUCUUUAAUGUUAUAAACUUGGAUGUACAAUUAGGAAUCAUUGAGAAAAAGUACAUCAGGCCUGGAUAGGCUGUUAUAUACUAUUCUUACUUUUGAAAUACUAAAGGGAAAAAUGCUUUGUAACGGCUUUUGUGUAAGAACUGUAACCUGUGUGGAGUUGUCUCUCUCAGACAAAAAUAACACAUGAUAUAUCACAUAAGGAUGAUUGCACCCGUUGAAUGCAUGAGAGAAUUGUAUUCACAUGGAAGUAUAUACAUUUAUUUGGAAUUGACAAUAUACUCAUGUACUGCUGAAUUGCUUAGAAAUCAACAUGAUGUGAUGAAAUGUAUUGGUUGAAAUCAAGACAUAUGAAAUAUGCUUGGAAAUGGAUAUAUUUACCAAAAAGAAGCCUAUUUGAGUGAGCAAAUAAGAGGUCAGGUCAGGAUAACGCUGACGCCACUUUGAGGGAAAAACAGGUGAUUCCUGCUCAGGUCAGAAUAAGGACACGCUGAGAGUAAAAAUAGGAGGUCAGGUCAGGACAACGCUGAUGUCAUUCUGAGUGGUAAACAAGAAACGGGUGUUUCAGGACAGCGCAAGCAAAAGGAGUAUUUUUAGAAAAAGGGAGUUUCGGGAAAACCAAGGUUUUAAAAGCCUCAAGCGAGGGAAGAGCGAGGCUUCCUAUCCUGACCUAGGACGGGGAGACGCAAGCUCUUUUCUUUCGCAAUACUAAGGGACAUGCUGGCAGGAGGGAUAUAUCAAGCUACUUGGAUAGCGAUUCAUUUUUGAAUAUUCCUCCUUAAUUGGGCACAAUACGGCUGGCUCCAAAUGUAAUGGCCCAAGGAUGGAUUCUCUCAAUCUUGAUAGUCAGCAUGGUCAUUUCUUAUGCUGCUGCAGAUCCUCCAGAUCCCCCUUCCAAACCUGAGUGCCACAUUCCAUGUGAUGACAGCUGUGGGGUUGAUAUUCACUGUAGCUGGAAUCACAGAUUUGAUCCUCAGAUCCUCACAGACUACAGUCUACAAUGGGAAACAGCAGACAGCAUCAAAGCCAUCACCUCCUAUAAUUACACGGAGUUAUGAAGAUCCUUUGGAAAUAUCAUGGAGUUCCAUCUGUAAUGAGCCGCACCUCUCUUUGGGGUCGUGUGAUGUGCGAUUUCGGACUCAAGCAGAAAAACUAUGGCAUGAGGAUGAAAUUGGAGCUCAAGUCAGCUAUGAAUUUAGUGGUCCCGUCCAAGCUGGUGUAGUCUAUGAAUUUCAGGUACGCUGUUCCUGUGCCACUGGCUUGAUCAGCGACUGGAGUGCAACCCACAGAAUAAGGAGUUCUGAGGCAGCCCCUACUGGACAGAUGGAUGUAUGGAAGGAUUGUGGCGUGCCUGCCACCAAUGCUGAUUGUGUUAUGACCUGGAAGAAGCUUCCUACAUCUCAGGCUCAUGGACACAUUCUGGGAUAUGAAGUUACGCUGUUUUCCAAACACACCACGACUGUAUUAGUGAAUAUUUCCGUAGCUGAGCCAAGGGGCUUGUUGAUGUGUGAUGAGCUGAAGUGCUACCUCAACUCCUCUUUAAAGAGUGUGUCAUCAGCCAGUGUAUCAGCGUACAACGCCCGUGGUGCUACAGUGCCCUCUUACCUUGCAAUUCCAACGCCAGGUAAAGUGAGAAGUGAGCACUCCAUUGAUGUCAGGAUGAAUACGGAGAACCUCACCGUCUCAUGGGAGCUCCCCGACACCAAAUCAUUCAAGGAAUAUGUGGUCCAAUACAAACAAGCAGGACGUCUUCUGGGGAAAGGAUUUAACUGGAUCAGAGUGAAUAAAAGCUGUACUACAGUGACCUUUAAAGCUCAUUUUGAAAGGUACAGGCCCUACCAAGUGUCACUAUUUACUGUUACACUCGAUCAACAAAGCCAUCACUUUUCAUCCGUUAUUGGUUAUUCUUGUCACGGAAUUCCCGCAAAAGUGCGUUCAUUUAAAGUCAUUUCCAUUGCUGCGACACAUGCAACCCUGUUCUGGGAGCCUGUUCUGCUGACCAUGCAGAACGGGCUGAUCCUCUACUACGAAAUAGGUGUUCACGGACAAAUGGCAGUGUACAAUGUGAGCGCCUCCCCUCAGGAUGAAAAUAAGACUUUUGAGCUGCUGAAUCUCAGUGCAGAUCAGGAGUAUGAAGUGUGGAUCAAGGCUGUGACCGAAGCUGGGCCGGGAGACAAUGUCACUAUCAGUUUCAUCACAAACCAACAACAGCAUCUUCAGUUAAAAUUAAAAUCACAUUUAUUAUCACUCCUGGUCCUACUAUGUCUCCCAGUCAUAAUAUGCUGUCUUUUGGUUUUACUCAGUUUUCAUAAAGGAACACACAAGGCAUGUUUGUGUAUAAAUGAGAAGAUACCAGAUCCACACAAUAGCACCAUCUACCAAAUGAUGAAGUAUCAGGUGAAUGAGCCAGUGGCUUGGAUUUGCAUCCCAAUCUAUGAACCACACCCCACCAUGUCCACGUUAGAGGUAGUGGAAAUCCUGCACCCGCUAUGUGAGCAAAACUGCUUCCCUGAAGACCAAACAAGACCAGCAGCUUCCUUAGAGGGAUGUACAAGCAAACAUAGAUAUGGUAAAGGAGAGUACAGCAAAAUGGUUGACUCUGAGGAGGAAAAGGACAUGAGCGAGGUGGCAGGCAGGGAUGAUUGUUGGAGCUCGUCAGAAGAAGAACAAGACACAUCAGGAUAUGAACAGCACUUCAUACCAACUCCUGCGGAAAUACUGAAUGCUUGAUACAGUGUAUUUACAGUAAUAUAGUAUUAGCUGAGUCAGUCAUUACUAUUUUUUUUUCACUCAACCCACUAUAAAUGUAUACAAAUAAGAAAAUAUGUGAUUGAAAGCACAUUCUAAGAGCUGCAUAAUGUAUUUUGUUGGACAGGCCAGUUUAUACAGAGUAUUUUUUUUGUUUACAGUGUACUUUUUAUAUUUUCUUGAUAGAAAUUGUCAUUUCAAAAGCGUACAUCUAUUGAUGAAAUAAACAUUUUCGAAGCAA